Messenger RNA from Grammomys surdaster, 2606 nucleotides. It is a transcript of the gene Prpf4, whose product is annotated as pre-mRNA processing factor 4. The coding region runs from base 101 to 1666 and encodes 521 amino acids. The transcript has 14 exons. The record is from RefSeq and is a predicted model, not a curated record. Lineage: Eukaryota; Metazoa; Chordata; Mammalia; Rodentia; Muridae. Gene Ontology annotation, cellular component: U4/U6 x U5 tri-snRNP complex. Gene Ontology annotation, biological process: mRNA splicing, via spliceosome. Gene Ontology annotation, molecular function: U4 snRNA binding; protein binding; U6 snRNA binding.
UUCCGGCCAGUGACGCACUUCCACUUUGCUAGGCGCGCGGUUCCCGGUCUGAAAAGCAGAACGCGGAUUUGGCUGGGGCCUCGCGGCUCCGAAGCCCGGCAUGGCCUCCUCACGAGCCUCCUCCACGACAACCAAAACUAAAGCACCUGACGAUUUAGUUGCACCUGUUGUGAAGAAACCACACAUCUAUUAUGGAAGCUUGGAAGAAAAAGAGCGGGAACGCCUGGCCAAAGGAGAGUCCGGGAUUUUGGGAAAAGAAGGACUCAAAGCUGGCAUUGAAGCAGGAAAUAUUAACAUAACGUCCGGAGAAGUAUUUGAAAUUGAAGAGCACAUCAGUGAGCGGCAGGCAGAAGUCUUGGCAGAGUUUGAAAGAAGAAAGCGAGCCCGGCAAAUCAAUGUUUCCACAGAUGACUCAGAGGUCAAGGCUUGCCUUAGAGCCUUGGGAGAACCUAUCACACUUUUUGGAGAGGGCCCCGCUGAACGAAGAGAAAGGUUAAGAAAUAUUCUCUCAGUGGUCGGGACUGAUGCCUUAAAAAAGACCAAAAAAGAUGAUGAAAAAUCUAAGAAGUCAAAAGAAGAGUAUCAGCAAACCUGGUACCAUGAAGGGCCAAAUAGCCUGAAGGUGGCCAGAUUGUGGAUUGCUAAUUAUUCACUCCCCAGGGCAAUGAAACGCUUGGAAGAGGCCCGUCUCCAUAAAGAAAUUCCCGAGACAACCAGGACCUCCCAGAUGCAGGAGCUGCACAAGUCUCUCCGGUCUUUGAAUAAUUUCUGCAGUCAAAUUGGAGAUGACCGGCCGAUCUCCUACUGUCACUUCAGCCCCAAUUCUAAAAUGCUAGCCACAGCUUGUUGGAGUGGGCUCUGCAAGCUCUGGUCUGUCCCUGACUGCAGCCUCCUUCACACUCUUAGAGGCCAUAACACAAAUGUAGGAGCAAUUGUAUUCCAUCCCAAAUCCACUGUCUCAUUGGACCAAAAAGAUGUCAACCUGGCCUCCUGUGCUGCUGAUGGUUCUGUGAAGCUUUGGAGUCUUGACAGUGAUGAGCCAGUGGCAGAUAUUGAAGGCCAUACAGUGCGUGUGGCUCGGGUAAUGUGGCAUCCAUCAGGGCGUUUCCUGGGCACAACCUGUUAUGACCGUUCAUGGCGCUUGUGGGAUUUAGAGGCUCAAGAGGAGAUCCUACACCAGGAAGGCCACAGCAUGGGUGUGUAUGACAUUGCCUUCCAUCAAGAUGGCUCUUUGGCUGGCACUGGGGGACUGGAUGCAUUUGGCCGGGUUUGGGACCUACGCACAGGACGCUGCAUUAUGUUCCUAGAAGGACACCUGAAGGAAAUCUAUGGGAUAAAUUUCUCCCCCAAUGGCUACCACAUUGCCACUGGCAGUGGUGACAACACCUGCAAAGUGUGGGACCUCCGACAACGACGCUGUGUCUACACCAUCCCCGCCCAUCAGAACUUAGUGACCGGGGUCAAGUUUGAGCCUAUCCAUGGGGACUUCUUGCUCACAGGUGCCUACGACAACACAGCGAAGAUCUGGACCCACCCAGGCUGGUCUCCACUGAAGACUCUGGCUGGUCAUGAGGGCAAAGUGAUGGGCCUAGACAUUUCUUCUGAUGGGCAGCUCAUAGCCACUUGCUCAUAUGACAGAACCUUCAAGCUCUGGAUGGCAGAGUAGGCAAGACCAUGGGAGAACUCAGACCUUGUGUUCUCACUAAGGAGCCAUUUUCCUCAAAGGAAAAGAAUUGUGUUGUGUUCUAUCAUGUUUCCUGCCAAAUACCAUGUGUAGGAUUGGAUUUUCACGUCAGCCUCACUUUAAGCCAGUCUUUAGGUGAUAUCAAGCCGUUCGUGGUUAGAACGCAGUUCUCAUCUCGGAUUCUGCCGUAAACUGUAGACAUUCUGUAGAUUCAACACUUUUCAAUGCCCUCCCCCCUCCCUCCUCAGGAUUGUGACUAGUCUUUCAUUUUUAAUUGGUUUUUUUAUUUGGCAUUUUGAGACAGAGUCUGUAUGUGUAACCCUGACUGUCCUGGAACUUGGUAUAUAUGUCAGGAAGCCUCACAUUGUAAGUGAUCCUCCUGUCCCUGUCUUUCAAGUGAUGGCAUUACAGAAAUGGACUGCUGUGCCUGGCAGCUGUGGGGGUUUUUUUGGUUGAACUUGGCUCUCUAUAACAUGAUAUGUGCGUGGGACUACAUGGGAUUCAGCAAGCAAGAUAGAUGGACUGGAUUUGAAAUCUCCCCAGUUACAAGGGCAUGUCGCUGCCAUUUGUCGAGCAGUACCUGGUUGCAGGCUCCUUUUCUGCCCCCGAGAAUGAGACCAGAGCCAUAGAGUGCGGCUGUGUGAUGGUUCCACAGUAAAAAAGACCUCUUCUGUGACGCACAGAGGAUGUUCACUGCAUUGGGAACUCAGAACUGCAUGCUUGGCCUUGUUAGAGCCAAGUUAGAGCCUCUUCCUUUGGCUUUGAAGUUUGGCAUCCUUAAUGAUAAAACAAUCUGGCCAUUGUAUCCAGAUUCAAAGGAGUUUUUAAAAACAAACAUGAUGUCUGUGUUGUACAACCUCCUUCCUGUUGGUUAUUUAAAGGGUGUAUUUUAUGUAUUAAAGAACACUUAAUGUCAAAGUAA